AUGGUGCCCUCCGACGGGAGCAGUGAUUAUCUUACCGCACUGCGUCAUCGGCGGAAUAGAAGGGUCCCUUACGUCAAUCAAGCAUGCAUCGAAUGCAAGAGGAAGAAGAUCAAGUGCGACGGUGUCAACCCCUGCGCGGCAUGCACACGGAAUUCGGUCACAUGUCAAUACCACCCACAGCGUCGAGUUCUAGGCACUCCGAAGCUCAGUUCAAACGUCUCAAAAGCUGUAUCUACACACACUCCAUCAUCACAAUCGCCUAGCCAAGAGACGAGUCCUCUCCUUGAGUCUAGGCCAAAUCUCAUGUCAUGUGACGCAAGUAGUAAUUCUCCGGAGUUUUGUGGCCCAUCAAGCUCUGAGUUCACUUUUGGAGUUGUCAAAGGCAAUCUCGAGGCCAUGGGAAUCCCGCCCUCUAUAUUGGACAAGUCUACUCCGAAGACCAACCCUGCCUCAAAUACGCCAUCUCAGCUGGCGCAAUAUGGGCCACUCAUGAAGAUUCUGGCUCGAGAUCCGCUAUGGGAAAUCAGCCUCGAAGAUGCUACCAACCACAUCCGAGAGUGGUUUUCGGGCACCGGCUUUCUCUACGCCGUCGUCAGCGAAGAGCAGCUGCUCAAGGUUGCUAGUAACGUGUUUGGCACUCUACGGGCCGUCAACCUCAUCCUGGCCACUUGCUUGACUUUGGAGAGUGGCAAUUGCAAUGACUUAGCUCAGAGGCUCUUUCAGAGCGCCACCGAAGCUGGUGAGGGGCUUCUAUGGGGUAAAAACUCGAUUAGCAACAUACAGAUGCUGGUGUUGAUGGCCCUUUACUACUAUCACCUUGAUGAAGAAGUACGGACCGGUCGCAUCAUUGGAUUUGCAGCUCGGCUCUGCCUCGAAAUGGGCUUACAUCGCAGGGCUUCUGUAGAUCGCUUUGCCAACUCGGAAGAGCAAGCAGCGGGGCUACAGACGUUCUGGUGUGUGUACAUGUUAGAGAGAAGGACAAGCCUGGGCCAGGGGAUACCGUUCUAUAUACAGGACUGCCAUGUCGACCCCACACUACUCGCAAUGAACGGACAUGAUCCGGUGAUGACCGCGCUUCUCGACUGGACCAAACUAGCGGGCAAGACGUGGUACGCCCUCAAUAGCCAAGUCGAGAAAGAGAGUGAGCUUAAUAUCGACAAAAUCGACUAUCUCGAUUACCGGAUAGAGCAGUGGUAUCAACUCCUGGCUGACGACCUGAAGCUUGAACCCAUCCAGCCGGGGCAAGAGGUUCGACAUGUUCAGGCUGUGCUAUUUCUCCGUAAGAGCCAUUUGCACAACUUGAUCUGUCGCCCGGUGCUCCAAUCUGGUACGCGGAUCACGCAAUAUCAGAGACAUGCUCACAAGGCCGUCGCCGUUGCCAAAGAGUCGCUACAGAUGCUCUCAGGCCUCAACGAAACCACCGCCAUCAUAAAGCGUAAUCCGCUUUUUUUCAAGCACCUCUUACUAACUGCUUUUGGCAACCUGUUACUGGCUGUUGUGAAUGCCAGCUCCAUGUUCUGCGACAAAGUCACUGUCGAGUUUGACAUUGCGCUGGAUAUGAUCAGAGCCCUAAGCAAUAGGUCGACGUUGUUGCUGACUCUUUGGGAGCGUCUUCAAGGCCUACGGAAACUCACGACACGGCUGUCUGCCUCUUCGGCCACGGCAUCGAGUAGCAGCGGGCAAGGUGAACAGAGAGAUAGUGUCGAAAGCCCUUCUGAUGCUCUAUUGUUUGGCAAUAUGGGAGAUAUGAUGGUUUUUGACCAGCUGAACGGUUUCUUUGAUCUUACGCCCAUGUCCACGAAUUCACUUCCUAACAUGGGCUCCCCAUUUCCGAUGGAGACAUUGGCGGGGUACACGUCACGAACAGUGCCCUUCAAAGUUACCUCAGAUAUAACCAUCAACGCCGACGUCGUGUACCCCGGGAAGUCAGAUGGCUCUCCCGCUGUUGUGCUGCUGCAUUAUCACGGUGGCUUUCUUAUCGUCGGAGAUCGGUAUUCGUUCUUGCCUCACUGGCUUGUGCAUGCCUCCGCCUCCCGUGGAUGGGUCUUUGUGACUCCCGAGUACCGCUUGAUGCCCGAGUCGACCGCACACGACUCCGUUGAAGAUGCCGCGGACGCCUAUAAAUGGGCCCUGUCGUCACUACCGGAGAUCAUAGGCCGUCCGGUCGGUUCAAUUUUAGUCGGUGGGUCAAGCGCUGGUGGGUAUCUAGCUCUUAACACAGCCGUCUCGGCUGCUCAAAAGCCUAGCGCACUUCUGCUCAUCUACGGGAUGCUCGAUCCUUCUGGAAGUCGAUACACAACUCCCGGGAAAAAUAUCUUCGGCCGGCCGCCAGUCGAGACCGGGCCAAUCCUGGAAAAGUGGCCCAUGGCCAAGGCUUCGGGCGAAGAGAGGAAGCCUGUCUCAGCUUAUCCGAUAUCAGGCGACCCGUCCGCUGACCCCAGAUUUGCUCUUACGUCGGCACUGCACAUUGACGCCCUCUUCCCCGACUACAUGACUGGCGUCUCUGGUCUUACUCGUCAGAUUGCCACUCAAGGAGCUGCAGCAGUACCCAAAGAACACCAACAUCUAUUCCCACUUGACUUUGGGGAUUUCAGUGGCUUCCCGCCUGUCAUGCUACUCCAUGGUGCGAACGACUCAGCUGUACCGGUUGAGUGUAGUACCAGAGCCGCAGAGAAGCUCAAGGCAUCUGGAGUGCGUGUGUUGGCAGAGUUUCCAUCUGAUGCGGAGCACGGUUUCGAUGGAAGGCCCGGUAACGUCAACGUCGAGACUUCAGCUGGGGAUUCGGUGACUGCUGUGGAGUCUCUCCGGAAGGCGAUUGGUUUCCUCGAGCAGCAUGUGGCCAAAUAG
Molecule: messenger RNA, 2847 nt
Organism: Colletotrichum lupini
Lineage: Eukaryota; Fungi; Ascomycota; Sordariomycetes; Glomerellales; Glomerellaceae
Exons: 8
Coding region: 1-2847 (948 amino acids)
Biological process (GO): positive regulation of transcription from RNA polymerase II promoter by galactose; DNA-templated transcription
Cellular component (GO): nucleus
Molecular function (GO): DNA-binding transcription factor activity, RNA polymerase II-specific; hydrolase activity; RNA polymerase II cis-regulatory region sequence-specific DNA binding
Source: RefSeq, a predicted model, not a curated record